This is a messenger RNA of Lactuca virosa, 714 nucleotides long. The record is from the annotation of a GenBank genome assembly. Lineage: Eukaryota; Viridiplantae; Streptophyta; Magnoliopsida; Asterales; Asteraceae.
AUGAAGAAAGCAUAUGAUGCAGCGGCGAAGACGACGACUUAUCCCAUUAUGUUUCCUGUUAUUUUAUUUGACGGGAAGCGCCAGACGAAUGUAGGCAAUAUAACGAUUCGUCAAGGUCUUGCGUUCAACGAAUUCAAGACGACGUUGUCCCAAUUGAUAGGUAUACAUUACGAUGAUCUAACGACUUACUUAGUCGACAUCAGUAAAUCGACGACUUCUACAGAGCCAUUGAAGAUUCUAAUCACUGAUAAAGUUAACUUCGAUGUAAUGAUUAGACUGAGGAAGUGUUAUUUCUUUGUGGUUUUGAAUCGGCCAAGAACAGAGUGUCGGAUGAUUCCUGGUAACCAGAGUGAUUUAUUGCUUAUGCAUUUGAAUCUUCUUGAUUCGAACACGAACAAUGCGCAAACGUCUGCUUAUAGUUAUGGCCCCAGUCCCUAUUGUUACAAUUACAGUGAUGGGUUUAGCGAUUUGGUGAUGCACAGAGAAAACUACUUGAAUAUGAUUUUGAAUUCAGGAUAUGGAUUCGUUUCUUCUUUAAAUGUGAAUCAUCCGAAGAUUGAAGAGGCAGAGAGCAGUUCGAAUCGUCCCCUGUGUGAAGAUUGCACAACAGCGCAAAAACAGGAGAAGACAGCUGAGUUUCAUUUAUGUGUUUACGAUGAGGUUAUUCAUGGAUUUUUCCGGUCACCGGCGGGAUCCAUUUCUCGUCGCCGGUAA